AUGUUGGCCAUGCGACCGCAGAGCAGCACCCCGGCUAGUGGAGCUGCAGGAACUGCACAAGUCGACCGACUACUUCACCAGCUGGAACAGAAUCUGGAGAAUGCCAAACUCUCCCUGAAGCAGGCGGAGCAUGGGCUACGCCAGGUCAAGGUCUUGGGUCGCAGUGUCCACAAUGCUGGCCCUAUCUUUACCAAACGGGGCGUCUCGAUACUCUCAAGAUAUGGCCUGGAUCAGGAGAGCUCCAACACAUCGCGCGAGGCACUGCGAUGUCUGGCCAAUGCCUUUCUACUGGACGAACCAUCGCGACAAACAUUCGUCGACCUUGGCUAUGCCCCAAGAGCCGCCGAACGACUGAAGAAUGACGACCGUGAAGAUGAAUUCCUGCUAUCAAGAAUACUGUUUCUGCUGACCUACAACACCAAGAUUGACUUUGAAGUCCUGCUGAACGACAACAAACUGGCCGACAGUAUCAAUCAGCAAAUUGUACGCCAUGCUAAGAACUUUUCCAGGUCUGGACGAAGGAAGUCGAUCAACUCACCCUCCCAGGACAUGGCUAUGGUUGAGACCCUAAAGCUGCUAUUCAACAUUACCUACUACUAUCCAGAUUUGGCUUCUCGCUUCACGCCUUCAGUGGAGCCACUCAUCAACAUCAUCCUCCACCAUCCACUGCCAUCGCCACCACUCCAGCCACCGAUCACCUAUCUUCUGAACGCCCUGUUGAAUCUGGACCUGAACGCUGCCGAGAAGAAGACUCCAUACGGGCGGGAAGCUCGUGUAAGCCCCUUGUUCCCAUACUCGCAUCCCGAGACGGUGGUCGACAGACUGUCUUGCAUCCUGGACGAAGCAAUUCGCAAGCAGCAAGAACGAGAGUUGGAUCAGGCGGCAGCACCCUUGGUCACACUGAUCAGACGCAUGUACGAGCUCGCAACGCCACAGAUGAAGUCAUGGAUGCGAUGGCUUCUUCUACCCACCUCAAAAGAUCGUGACAAGCCACUUGGUCAAGGAGAGACAUUGUCCGCUCGCCUGCUACGGCUUUCGUGCUCACCAAACUUGCCAACCCUUCGCGAGAACGUCUCAAGUCUGCUGUUCGAGCUCAGUGACAAAGAUGCCAGCAAAUUCGUCAACAACAUUGGCUAUGGCUUCGCAGCUGGCUUCCUGAUGAGCCAUAACAUCCAGAUUCCAGCGAAUGCUAUGGAAGCUAGCAGUACUGCGAGUGAAGAAUCGAACAGAGGAGUCGAGUUCAAUCCGGUCACUGGCCAAAGGUGGAGCUCGGAAGAUCAUGAUGCACCGAAGACGGUGCCUGAGAUGACGGAAGAAGAAAAGGAGCGCGAAGCAGAACGACUGUUUGUGCUAUUUGAGCGCCUCAAAGCUACCGGAGUUGUGGAUAUCAAGAAUCCUGUCGAACAAGCAAUAGAUGAUGGACGAUUCGAAGAGCUUGACUAA
Fulvia fulva is the source of this 1443-nucleotide messenger RNA. Its product is annotated as Synembryn-like protein. NCBI's taxonomy places the organism in Eukaryota, Fungi, Ascomycota, Dothideomycetes, Mycosphaerellales, Mycosphaerellaceae. The record is from RefSeq and is a predicted model, not a curated record. Gene Ontology annotation, molecular function: guanyl-nucleotide exchange factor activity; G-protein alpha-subunit binding. Gene Ontology annotation, cellular component: cytoplasm. Bases 1 to 1443 code for a protein of 480 amino acids. Gene Ontology annotation, biological process: G protein-coupled receptor signaling pathway. The transcript has 4 exons.